Molecule: messenger RNA, 4668 nt
Organism: Myripristis murdjan (pinecone soldierfish)
Lineage: Eukaryota; Metazoa; Chordata; Actinopteri; Holocentriformes; Holocentridae
Product: CTD small phosphatase-like protein
Exons: 8
Coding region: 629-1459 (276 amino acids)
Molecular function (GO): RNA polymerase II CTD heptapeptide repeat phosphatase activity
Source: RefSeq, a predicted model, not a curated record
GCUUCAGAUGCAUCUCAAAAUACAUAAAGCCUCCAUGUUGCACAGGGCAUGUAAGACCCGUAGCUAUGAACAUUUCGCCUGAAAAGUGUUUACCUUGACGUCGUCCAACUUGCGUUUGCUCCGCGUUGCUGGUUUGUACUGCGAUUUUGGACAAGAACCAUUGUCGGACGGGCUUCCUAGUCUUUUCCAACGUUAUUCCCAGGCACGGCGUCACAUUUUGGUGGAUUGCAGCUUUAUAUAGCAUAGCUAACUUGCUAACCAAGCUGCUGGCUGGCUAGAGCUAACUUGAGCUAGUUAGCGAUUCCGCGUUAGGUGCUUUUUUUUAAACACCACACACGCUGUCCUUGUUGCCAAAAUAAUAUUUUUGCACAUCUUGACAAACGGUGGAAUUUAAUGUAAAGCCCUAAAUGACAGCCCCUAACUGGCUACCACACUCCAUCGUGCUAGCUGGCUGGCUCCCACCGCUGCCACAACACCUCGCCUCGGACGUUAGCCUGGCUUUGUGGGCGAGCUGGUCAGCCUCGUCUUAGACGGCUAACGUUAACGUUAGCUCGCCAACGAAGCAAGCUCGCUGGAAGGAAAAAAAAAAACAUUCGGGGAACAGAAAAAGGAAUAACUAUCCGUCUAAAUGGACCACAUGUCCAUAAUAACCCAAGUUUCCAAUCCUAAGGAGGAGGAAAUAAUAUCGUUUAACCAGGAAAAAGCGUCACAGUCGAACAGCAGCCUAAAGAAGCAGAGGAGCCGGAGCAUCUUUAGCACAUUCUUCUGCUGCUUCCGCAACUACAAUGUUGAGCCACCGGCCACCAACACCAACACCAGCUCCCUGCCUCCACCUGUGGAGGAGAACGGAACGCCUCCCAAGUGUGACCAGGUCGAGGUCAUCCCUGUCCCUAGUCCUCCAGCCAAAUACCUCCUACCAGAGAUGAACAUAUCUGACUAUGGCAAGAAAUGUGUCGUGAUUGACUUGGAUGAAACCCUCGUCCACAGCUCAUUCAAGCCCAUCAGCAACGCUGAUUUCAUAGUUCCGGUGGAGAUCGACGGUACUGUUCACCAGGUGUAUGUGCUAAAAAGACCACAUGUGGAUGAGUUUCUUCAAAAGAUGGGCGAAUUAUUCGAAUGUGUGCUCUUCACAGCUAGUCUUGCCAAGUACGCGGACCCUGUGGCAGACCUGUUGGACCAGUGGGGGGUGUUUCGUGCCCGGCUCUUCCGGGAAUCCUGCGUUUUUCACCGAGGGAACUAUGUGAAAGACCUCAGCCGGCUGGGUCGAGAGCUCAACAAUGUCAUCAUCGUUGACAACUCGCCUGCCUCUUACAUUUUCCACCCAGAAAAUGCUGUCCCAGUCCAGUCCUGGUUUGACGACAUGAAUGACACGGAGCUCCUGGACCUGCUGCCUUUCUUUGAGGGACUAAGCAAAGAGGAGGAGGUCUACGGAGUCCUGCAGAAUCUGAGAGGCAGGUAGCAGGACACGCCGCAGCGCUGCCUGUGCUCUCCCUCCUCCCUGUUGAUCUCUGCCCCUUAGUACACCACAUCUCUCAGACUCAGGCAGAACCUCCCACACGCGCCCCUCUUGCCUCUGCCCCAAGGGGGCGCCCUGGAGUCUCACUGUGGAAACCUUCAAGCAGCCCCCUCUCUGCUCUGCUCUCCUGGUGACUGGCUGCCUUCUGAGUGCCAUCAGAAAAACACUCCAUAUCCCAGGAGCACUGUGUUUCACAUAAACCAUGACGAACAGAAAUGGUGUACAGAGCGUCGUAUGCGUUGCUGAUAUUGAAGACAAAAUGCAAAGAGGAACGAACUCUGGUCUUUAUUUUCAAACCAACAGACAAAAUUUUACUAUUCGGUGAAGUGCUUAUUUUAAAACCAAAAAAAAAAAGAAAAAAGAAACGAACUUUUGUCUAAAAUUUCUUUUGUGGUACAAACACAAAAGUCUGAAAAGAUUUUGUCCUUGUAUUGUUGCUAUGCAGGCAGUUUCUGGUAGUAGAAAGGACUGUGAUUCUCCUUUCUUUUCAUACUGAAUGAAGUGCCUUGUGUGAAUGUUGUUUUUACGGGGAGAUAUUUUGUACAUGGCAUAUUUCCAGAGUACUUCAGUCUUUUCAAUCACACUAUAUGCUUUAACGUCGACACAGAGGUAUCUUUAUAUAAAGGCUCAGUUUUAUUUUAGCUGGUGGUUUUUUUAAUCAUCAAACGCUGGGUUAAAUGUCUCCAUUGUAUUAUUUUUUUUCCAAUUUGCUUGUGCCAUUAUAUAGAUGUGACUUUGUUUCUUUUUUGCUGUCAUUCAUUAUUAUACAUAGAAAUAGUUUCUAAUUUGUUUUUAAGCAACGGAAUAUGUUUGCAAUUGUGAACAUUAAUAACGCCCCAUCUGCAGGUAGUUCUUCGUAUCUGUGAUACAAUUUUGAUCUACAACAGAGAUAAAAUUGUGCCAUUUAUUCUCUUUCCCUCUCACCUUCUUUUCAGUUUAUUAUUUGCCAAACACGAUACUUAAUUUUUAGAAGAUUUAUUGAACAUGAGCUCGGCUAAAACUGUUAAUCUAUUAGCAGUAAAUAUAUUAAGUUUUAUUCUUUUUGGCAACUAGAUGUCAAAUUCAGUUGUAUGUUUUUAAUGGUAUCGGGCUCUACUUUCUUUGUGAUCCUUAAGAUUGUUUUAGAUUGAUGCUUUUAAGCCAGCAUUUAAAGAAUUUACUUGUGGCACACUGAACUAAGUGUUGCAGCUCCGCCCACAGGGAGGAAUCUUCCUCUGGAGCUCGCUGUUGAUCGUACACAGUUGCAAAGAUAUCCCUUUCGUUUUUUCAGACGGUCUGGAAUCUUACCAUAAAUGGGUAGUGCCAUGUUUUUUAUUACUCUAUUUUUUUUCAUGAGGUUAGUCUCUUUAGGGAAUAUAGGAUAGUAACAGAAUGAGUCUGGACAGUGUUGAAACCACACUGUUACGCUCCUGAUUUACACACGGCGGUGACCUGGCCCAGUCCAGCCUAGAAUAAUACCAGUGGACACGGCAUGUGUGGUGUUUACCUUCCCAGACUCUUCUAACUGCUCUUCACCUCAGUGCCUAAGUUGAGAGGAGCCACGCAAACCGAGUGCUGCAACAUUAGCUACCAUGGCAAUAACCUUUUCUGUGGGAGAAUCCAUCACGGGUGUUUGGUUUAGGAGUCCUGAGCACUUCACACGGCUAGCCGUAAAGGCUUUGGCUGGAAUUAGGGCUGGCCCGGUUAUCACUGUCCACGCUUUGAAACGUUGUCUAUGAAUGAGCCUGGCAGAAAUUGAAUAUACUUAUAAAAUACUGUCCAAUCAAAUUAUUUCAAUAUUCAAAAAUGAGAUAUUUUCUUGAAGACUAAAAUAAAACACUGCAGCGCGAUGUGAACUUUGCUUAAGCUGAGCGUAUUGUUUGCGACUAUUAUCAGCAGCCAAACAGCAUUAAUUUCUUUAGGGAAAAAUAUAACAAUAUUGCCAUAAUAAUAGACUUUUGUUGAAGAAUAAAUGAAAAACGAGGCUUUCCAAACACCAGAUGGGUAUUCAAACCUCACCCUGUGCAAGCAUUCUCCAGAUAUUUGGGGCCAGCCCUGCAUGACACACUACAAGGGCACUGCAAAAGGACUGUGAAGAACCUCAUCAUGGCAUUGAUGCCUUACUGCCUGCGAAGGCAUAAAGCAAUGUUUUAUUCAUUAAUUCCAAGGUUACAACUCUAUGUUAUAGCAUUGUCUCAUUUAGUUCUUUCUCAAACUCUUAUGAAGUGUAAAAACAAGACUGGACCUGAUUUGUAGAAGCACAUACGGUCAUAUGGCAUUGUGAAACACGAGGAUGAAGCAUGAUAGGCUCCUAUGGGUCCAUCUUGGAUUAUAUGCCCAGAAAACCUCUUUGCUUUAUUAGUUUUAUUUUUCAGUCAUGAUGCUAUAUUGAAGAGACCUAUAUUGCUUCAUAAGAGUACUUCCAAGGUUGUUGUUUUUUUUUUUCUCUCUCUCAGUCAUAAGUUUGCCGCUCCUACAGGCAUAUUGAAACUUAUUUUUUUGUCUUUUGCAUAAGCAUUUGAACAUGUUUGUGUUGGUGGUGAGUGUUAUGCUCAUGAUGAUGGUUUCGGUGCAAUGUCCUUUUAAUAGGAAGUGUUAGGCCUACUCUUAUCGACCUCUCUCUGACAACCUUUCUCUGAAAAUGUUCUUAUCAUUGUGAUAUUUUUCUAGUUACCUUUUGUCAGUAUUUGGUUUUGAAAAAGUUGCAUAUUACCCAUUGUAUCCAGCUGGUGUUAUUUUUUUUUCUUUUUUUUUUUUGUUUCUUUCAGCUCAGUAACGUCCCUCUCUCUUGCCUUUGGUAAGAACUCAGUCAGGUCUCGUCUUUCCUAUUGGGGGACGUGUGUGAAUGUGUGUGUGAGUGUGUGUGCAUGUGUUUGCAGCCUACUGUCUGCGCUUUCUCACAGGAUUGCUUGGUGUAUCAUUUGUCACUCAAUCACAUUCACCGUUUUGUAUUGAUUUAACACCAAAGUUCAACAACACUUAUGUUUGCGUCACCGUAUGUGUGUGUGUGUGUGUGUGUUGGAGUUACUUUGUCAGGUUCCUCACUUUUUUUUUUUUUUUUUUUGGUUCUUGGUGUCUAAUUUUGAUUGUAGGCUACAUGUUUGCAUCCUGAGCGUCUGUUUUCUUUCUCUCAUACCAUAAUAAAAGGUUUCACUGAAACUGUUCUUUCGUCA